AUGACCUCUUACAUAGUUGGAUUGCUGAGCAUGGAAGACGUCAUAUCCCAUGAACAGGACCGCGUCUUUUCCUGUCGCUCCAUUACCGCUCGCGACUGGGCGGAGUGGCCGCACAUCGCCUCAGAUAGCGCCGGUCGCCCGGAAAAUGGGCGCGUCUUCAUCGGCCCCACGAAAUCAGAGGCUCGGGCUUUGAAAUCAAAGCAUAUCACCUUUGCAGACUCUCAACGCCCAUCUAGUAGCUGCAAAUGCGCUACCUUCUCCCACAAUGGCAAGAUUCUGGCGGCAUCAUUCGACAGCAAUAACGUCCUCGUAUGGCGAGUCUCCGACGGUUUACUGGUUCAGCGCCUUCAUCAUCGCGGUCACGCAGAGCAGGUCUACUGCCUCUCCUUUUCCCCCACAGAGUACUCUAUCGUCUCUGGGUCUGAGGAUGCUACUGCCAUUAUCUGGGAUGUGCGGAGUGGCCAUGUACUUCUACGACUCGAGGGCCAUGGUGGGACAGUGCGCAGGGUCGAGUAUGCUCCUCAUGGAAGGCUCAUCGCGACUAGUUGUAGCGAUGACAGAUCUUUGAAAAUCUGGGACGCUUCGACUGGUCAACUCCGACACUCCUUCAGCGCUGAUCAGAGAAUAUUCAAGCUCGUCUUCUCUCCGGACAGUUCGCGUCUAUACGCCGAACUGCGCAGUUCCUGCCUCAUCUAUGACAUGGACACCUAUACCCACACCGCUACAAUAGAGCACGAAGUGGAGUCGAUGCUCAACUGGUCACUGUCUCGCCAAGGAGAUCGCAUAGUCACCGGAUCGCGAGAGCCGGGUCAAGUGAAGAUUUGGGAUGCGGUGACCGGCAAAGAGCUUCUCGCAAUUGGCCACCCGGUAAAGCUUUCAUAUCCCGUGGCGUUUUCCCCAGAUGGAACCGAGGUAUUGGCGGCUUGUGACGCAGACAAGACUGCUCUCACCUACGACUCGCAGACGGGCCAGCUACGCCGCGUCUUCGAGCUAUCAGAGGAACCAACUCAUGUGACGUACUCUCCGAACGGAGGUUAUCUCGCCUUACGCGCCAACCGCAGGCCUCUUCAAGUAUAUGCUGCGAAAUCUGGAACAUUCCUCGCAGAGUUCGAGUGGGGUGAAGACGACAGGAUGCUCGAGGAAACACACUUUCUACCUGACUGCCAAGCUCUCCUGACACGAUUCUCACGCGGACCCUUAGUUCUGUGUAACAUCCAUGAUGUAAUGCGAAUGCGGUAG
Messenger RNA from Phanerochaete carnosa HHB-10118-sp, 1239 nucleotides. RefSeq lists its product as uncharacterized. Gene Ontology annotation, molecular function: protein binding. NCBI's taxonomy places the organism in Eukaryota, Fungi, Basidiomycota, Agaricomycetes, Polyporales, Phanerochaetaceae. Bases 1 to 1239 code for a protein of 412 amino acids. The record is from RefSeq and is a predicted model, not a curated record. The transcript has a single exon.